Messenger RNA from Paramecium sonneborni, 165 nucleotides. NCBI's taxonomy places the organism in Eukaryota, Ciliophora, Oligohymenophorea, Peniculida, Parameciidae. The record is from the annotation of a GenBank genome assembly.
AUGAAUUCAUUUAGAACUGAAUUUGCAUUCAAUUAAGUUAGGGUUUGGCAUUUUUAAAUGACAGAAAAUAGUUAGAAGUAAAUCACAGAUUUUAAGGUAACUUAUAAAAUAAUUUGUUGUUAUAUUAGCAAUACCUAACUCAUUUAUAGAGCUUAAUAUGAAUAA